Molecule: messenger RNA, 5501 nt
Organism: Plodia interpunctella (Indianmeal moth)
Lineage: Eukaryota; Metazoa; Arthropoda; Insecta; Lepidoptera; Pyralidae
Gene: Ide
Product: Insulin degrading metalloproteinase
Exons: 26
Coding region: 206-3214 (1002 amino acids)
Biological process (GO): peptide catabolic process
Cellular component (GO): mitochondrion; cytosol
Molecular function (GO): metal ion binding; metalloendopeptidase activity
Source: RefSeq, a predicted model, not a curated record
UGUCAUCCAAGUAAUUUCAUGUCAACUUGUCCCCCUUCGAAAUUAUAUUGUAAAUUCAGUAAUUUUAAUUUAGUUGUAAGAUUAAGUUACCAAGCUGGCAUCGCGAAGGUUACUUUUCAUUGGAAUCCACAGCUUUUCACCAACAAUACCCUACAGAGCUAACAUAAAUAGCCAAUUUCACUACCAGCGUCGCUACCAUUCCAACAUGACGUCACCGCAGUGCGCGCCGCGGCACUCCCCGGGGCACUCGGGCCCCGGGGGCGCCCCGGGCGGAGUGCUGAGGCGGGUGGACAAUAUCGUCAAGUCACAAGUUGAUAAAAGGGAAUAUAGAGGUCUAGAACUGUCAAAUCGCUUAAAAGUUCUACUGGUCAGUGAUCCCACUACUGACAAAUCCGCGGCUGCGCUUGACGUCAGCGUAGGUUACCUCAGCGACCCUGACGAACUGCCAGGCCUCGCCCAUUUUUGUGAGCACAUGCUUUUUAUGGGCACCAAAAAGUACCCAGAAGAGAACGAAUACAACAAAUUUCUCUCUGAACACGGUGGGACGUCAAACGCGUCCACGUCGUCAGACCACACUAUGUAUUAUUUUGACGUUUUGCCAGCGCAUAUGGAAGGGGCCUUAGACAUAUUCGCACAGUUCUUCAUAGCGCCGCUGUUCACGGAGUCGGCGACGGGCCGCGAACUGAGCGCGGUGGACUCUGAACACUCGAAGAAUGCCGCCUCGGACACGUGGCGGCUUGACCAGCUCAACAAGAGCUGUGCCGACGCCAAACAUCCUUAUCACAAGUUUGGAACUGGCAACAGGGAAACAUUGGACACUAUACCAAAGUCAAAAGGUAUAGACGUGAGAAAGGCGCUUUUAGAGUUCCACCAGAAAUGGUAUUCUUCUAACAUCAUGACCCUCGUCGUGCUCGGCAAAGAAUCCCUAGACGAAUUGGAGAACAUUGUAGUACCACUGUUCUCCGCGGUGGAGGACCGCUCAGUGAGCGCCCCCGCGUGGCCGCAGCACCCGUUCCCCCCGCCCCUGCGCCGCAAGAAGGCCUACUGUCUCCCGGUGAAGGACCUCAGGUCUCUGUCCAUAGACUUCCCGGUGCCCGACACCCGUCAGCAUUAUAAGAGCGGGCCGGGACAUUAUCUGUCUAAUCUGUUGGGACACGAGGGCGCUGGAAGCUUGCUGUCAGAGUUAAAGGCGAGGGGCUGGUGUAACAGUCUAGUGGGGGGCACUCGGAUUGGAGCCAGAGGUUUCGGCUUCUUCGGAGUGCAAGUGGACCUCACUGAGGACGGGGUGGAGCACAUUGAUGACAUUAUCACUUUGGUGUUUCAGUACAUAGCAAUGUUACGCAAGGAGGGGCCACAGAGGUGGGUGUGGGAGGAACAAAAAGACCUUAUGGCCAUGGAGUUUAGGUUCAAAGACGCACAGGACCCUAGGAACCUAGUCACGGGUCACGUGCAUCUAUUACAGGAAUUCCCUAUGGAAGACGUAUUAAGUGCAUAUUACAUAAUGACAGAAUGGCGACCCGACUUGAUCGAGGAAUUGCUGGCGUUGCUUACCCCGGAGAACGUUCGAGUGGGCGUCGUGGCCAAGUGUUUCGAGAAGAUAUGCACGCAAACAGAACAGUGGUACGGCACAAAAUAUCUCCUGGAAGAUAUAGAGACAUCAAAAAUAAAGGAAUGGCAAUCGGUGACACUUUGCCCGCAACUGCGUCUGCCGCAACCCAACGAAUUCAUCCCGUCUCGUCUCCAACUGGAGACUGAGGAGGACAGCACUACAGACUCUGCCAACCCGAUCAUUAUUAAGGAUACGCCAAUGAUGAGGUUGUGGUUCAAACGUGACGGCGAGUUUCAUCUGCCUAAAGCUGUUAUGACCUUCGAUUUAGUGAGUCCCUUAGCGUACGCGGAACCGCUGUCGUGCAGUUUAACGUCAGUAUGGGUGCUCCUACUGAGGGACUCUCUGCAGCAGUUCGCGUACGCGGCGGAGCUCGCGGGCUUGCGGUGGAGCGUCGGCAACGCCAAAUACGGACUCAGUAUUAUAAUCGAAGGUUACGAUGACAAACAACACGUGUUAUUAGACAAAAUAAUACACCACAUAGUGAACUUUAAAGCCGACCCACAAAGGUUUGAGAUUAUGAAGGAGAACCACGUGAGGGCCAUCAAAAACUUUCAAGCCGAACAGCCUUAUCAGCAUGCGGUCUACCAGCAAGCGCUGGUGCUAUCUGAUGUGGUUUGGACGAGAUGUCAACUUUUAGAAGCGGCCGAAAGUAUGACGGUGCAGCAGUUGGAUGCAUUCGCGUCGGCUGUGAUGCGCCGGGUCCAUAUCGAGGGGAUGAUGUAUGGCAACAUCACAAGGGAAAGGGCGCUGAAGAUAGCAGAUAGUGUGGAGAGCAAAAUACCAAAAGACGCGUCGCCUCUACUAACACAACAGCUGUUGCUUCAUAGAGAAGUGGAGAUUGAAAAGGGUACAUGGUACCUGCGAGAAGCCAAGAACAGUGUACACAAGUCGUCGUGCGCGUCACUGUACUACAGCUGCGGACAGCGGACGUCGAGGCUCAAUGUUGUGUUGGAGCUUCUGGCGCAGAUACUGAGCGAGCCCUGCUUCAAUACUCUGAGGACUAAGGAACAACUGGGCUACAUCGUGUUCAGCGGAGUUCGGCGCUCCGGCGCCGCGCACGGGCUGCGCGUGCUCGUGCAGAGCCUGCGCCAUCCGCGCGCGCUCGAGCACAGGGUCGAGCUCUUCCUCGACGGAUGCGAGGAGUUAUUAACCAACAUGUCGGAGGAGGAGUUCCUGAAGCACAGAGCGGCUUUGGCCGCCCAGAGACUGGAAAAACCUAAACGCAUGUCCAGUCGGGCGUCGCAGCUGUGGGGGGAAAUAUCCGCACAGGUAUAUAACUUCGAAAGGGCUAGGGUCGAAGUGGAACAACUAAACACAGUGUCCAAAAGUGAACUGCUGGAUUUCUUCAUGAAACACAUAAGUGCCAAGUCGCCGGAGCGCCGGAAACUUUCCGUGUACGUAAUAUCGACGGCCGAGGGCGGAGCCGGAUACGAAUCGGAACAGGCGGAAAAUCCGGAACAGAGUGCGGAGAAACCGGACGAUAAUGAUAAGCCAAAGCCCACAAAAAUAUGCGACUUGGUGGACUUCAAAUCGCGUCGGCGGCUGUACCCGCAUCCGGCGCCGUUCUCGAAUAUACCGAGGAAAGGGCAACACUGCAAACUCUAAGUUUGAAUGGGGAAAACUACGCUUGGCGUGGUUUCGGACACGCUUGGCGCAGGAAAGGCUGUUAACUAAAAUCUUACUAAAAUAUUAAACUCAAGCUUAGUUAACGAUUUGCUUUGUCAUGUACGUAUGUAGUUGAACCUUGAACUACUGAUAUUUACCGGAAAUUUAGAUUUACCGGAAUUAAACCGGUAGUUGCCAUCUCGCCCCCUAGCCGCGGUCGAGUUAAUACGCUCAAAUUCAUAUUUAACGUCCCACGACGGGUGAGUUUCUUAUAUUAUAAAAUAAUAAUAAAAUUAAUUCCACACAAAAGCUACAAUAUUUGUUCUUACAAUGUUACAUAUGCUUAGUAAGGCUAUGGCAAUGUUAUAUAGGUUAGUUAAAAAAAUCUUACAAUAUUCAAGAUUUUAUUUGUACAUUUAGAUAAAAUUGAGUUUAACGUAUAAAACAGAUUCUUCUUUUAUAAAUUACCUGGCCAGGUUUAUACUACAAGCAUUUUAAACCGAUCACUGCCGAAAUAAAUCGUUAUACAGUAUUCCAUUUAGAAUAAUCUAAAAGGUGUUCAUAUUCAUUAACUAUUAAUAUAUCAUUAACUAUAUAUCAUUAACUAUUAAUGAAUUCUAAAUAUUCUCAAAUGUGUAUUAAAAGUACAAAUUUAUUAAUAAAAUUGAACCUUAUUAUCUGAUAAUAAGAUUUAAAACAGCGCUUGGCAAUAGCUUAUAUUAUUUUUAGCGGCCAUAGUGAAUUGUAACUUGCCAUUGAGUAUUAAACCAACUGGAGAAGAGCCGCUGUAAGCGUUCUGUCAAAAGUACAAGACCAGUUAUUAUAAUACGUAUGUUCCUCACGUCACAACGGCGCCAGCCUCGGAGACACGGUGUUUUUGGACUGGUUUAUGGCCCGGAUCGGCCACCACCGUAUCUUACUCCAUUACAGCUUGAGAACAAUCGCACGCAUCGACAUUUAAUACUUUGUGUUCCAAUUAAUAUACUAGUCCUCAUAUAGAAGAGUUUUUAUUUCGUCAACAUAUCUAGAAGACCUGGGAGCUUGAUAUUCAAUCAACUUAUUGUGUGCGCAAUUUUAUCUACCGCUUGGCACUACUUUUAUUCAUUUAUUAAGAACGACCAUGCAUCGACAUGGCAUAUUUGACAUUAUGCGGUUACCUCGACCUCACUGAAAUGACCUGUCGCGCUCGCGGCCUCUCCGGUUGAUUUAACACUCAAAGUUGUGUGUAUUUUAUUGUCUAAAGCACAGACAACUUUCACAAAUGUAUUUAUCCUUUAAAUAGAAAAAAAAAAAUACUUGAAUGUACUAUUUAUGUAAAAUUUUAAUAAAAUAUCUACUUAUUUUUAUUAUAAAUAAGUAAAUAAUGAAAUAAAUUUUGGUUGUCUGUUGGUACAUAUAUUUUGGAAUGUGCAAGCACAUAGCUUGGGUGUUACGUCAAUAUAUAAUAAAGACAUUUGUGUUUGUUUGUAUGUAUUUUUAUUAGUUGUACAUUGUCAGUUGUAAUAAUAUUUUAUGUGUUUUAUUUUGUCGAAUCUCACUCUUGACCGAUUGCCCAAAAAUUGUAAGGUAUUUCAUAUGAUCGUAAGUAUUAUGUUUAUAUACCAAUCUGAAUCAGAUAUUGUUUACAUAGAAUCACUUCCUUCCGGACCAAAAAUGCCAAGAUUGUCGUGUGACGAGUUUGACAUUUAGCGUUUGUUCUUGUUUCAGUUUCGCAGAGCCGUUAAGCAUGAACUGACUCUGGGAUUCUGUUCUAUUUUUGUAUGUUAUUUUAUUAAAAAUACACGUUUGUCUAGUACAAUUUGUUCUUCACAUUUUUGUUUUCAUUUUUGUCUGAACUGUCUGUGCACCUGCACUGUUUUUUUUUUUUAAUUGUAAAGUAACUCAUGACCUUAGAAUUUAUAAAAUGUACUGUAUAUAUUACAAUUUGUUAUGUGUACUUAAAUAAAUAAAUAAAUAAAUAUGACAACUAUACUGCUACUACACAGCAUAAUAGCACUAGCUUAAAUUACGGCCACUCCCUGCACCCCUCCGAAGACAAAUUCAGUUACCACACAGUUACGGGACACGCAAGCCGCGCUUCAUACAUUCCCGAACGUACUGCUAUUGUGCCGCCAACACUGGCGUCUUAACUGCUUAAAAAUGAAUUUUAGUAAACACAUAUAAUAAUAUUGUAACUGGCUACAUAUAUUUUUAUUAAGAUGUUUGAUUGAAUUUUAUGAGUAUUAAAUGGUUUUUGUUUAUUUUUAUUUUAUUCAAAAUAAGGAUAAUAAAGUAUAAAUAAAUCGUG